Molecule: messenger RNA, 3582 nt
Organism: Ectocarpus sp. CCAP 1310/34
Lineage: Eukaryota; Phaeophyceae; Ectocarpales; Ectocarpaceae
Source: the annotation of a GenBank genome assembly
AUGAGACAAUGCCUCAAUUCGUUACGUGUGACCGGACAGCCCGAGCCGCUUCUCGAGGCGUCAAAGAAGUCCCCCAAGCGCAAGAGAACGUGCAAAGCCACGCCUCGCAAGCGACAAGGAGUGGCGAAGCCCACAACCAAGGUUGUGGGCAAUCGGGUCUCGGCACGGACGACCCGACAGAAUGGGGAAGGAAAAGGAACUUCCAAGGCCACACCCAAGAGCGCCGACCUCACGCCGAGUACAGGGGGUGACGAAGAGGAGAUCAAGGACAGCAGCAUCGGCAACACCGACGAUGACUAUGACAGCGAUGAGCGGCCGCCCAAGGGCAAGAGAACAUCCAAAGCCGCGCCUCGCAAGCGUCAAGGGGUGGGAACGCCCACAACCUUGGUUGUGGGCAGUCCGAGCUCGACACGGACAACCCGACAGAAAGGAAAAGGCAAAGGAAAGGCCAUAGCGGCGCCCACAAGCGCCAACCUCACGUCGAGUACAGGGAACGAUGACGAGGAGGAGGUCGACGAGGGCAGCGUUACCAAUGUCGACGGUGAGAGCGGUGAUCGGCCCCCGAAGCUAUCCGCGAUUCUCGCGAGCAAGACGCUUUUGCCGGGAGAGUGGAAGGAGAUUUGCAAGGACAUGAACACGGGUCAGAUCACGGCCGGCUCGAUGUGGAAACAGGAAGAGGAUGAUGAAGCCACCGCACCCGUACAGAAGUACCUGGUUAAGUGGGAUGGCAAGAGCUACCUCCACGUGUCGUGGGAAGUUUCGACGGACCUCGUUGAGUUGACGAGCAAAACCAACACACAGCUGAAGCGUGUCUUGGACGUGGACAGGGUAGAGGGGCAGGAGACGCGCCUGCUGGUCAAGUGGGCCGGCAGCUCCUACUCUUUAUGCACGUACGAGCUUGUCAGUGACCUGAACAACGCUGGACUGAAAACCGCAGAGGCGGUUGAGGCGUACCACAGACGGGAGGACAUGAAGAGCUUCGUAAGCCUGAAAGCUACGCGGAAGGUCGCCGAUGGUGCCCCCGACCUGGACAAGGAACCGCCCGUCUUCAAGAACGGAGGGUCUCUCAGGGACUACCAGAGGGAGGGGGUGCGCUGGAUGAUUCACAACUGGCUGCAAGGCCGCGGGAGCAUCCUCGCCGACGAAAUGGGGCUGGGCAAGACCCUCCAGACGGUGGCGUCUCUGUCCAUCGUCCACAACGACUACGGCAAGCGGGGGCCAUUCUUGGUGAUCGCUCUAUUGUCUACCGUGCCGGACUGGCUGAGGGAAUUCCAAACGUGGUCCGACAUGAACGCCGUCGUGUUUCACGGAGACAAGGAGGAUCGAGAAAUCCUCGAGGGCUACGAGAUGGAGUUCGCUGGGGAUAAGGGCCGAGCAGAGAAGGACAAGACCAGGAUAAAGGGGAAGCGCGUCUGGAAGUCUACCGUGGUCAUCACAUCUCCAAAGCUGUGCAUCCGUAAGGAUGUGAAGGCCCUGCUCCAGUGCAAGAUCACGUGGGACGUCCUGGUGGUGGACAAAGCACAUCGUCUCAAGAACAGCGCCUCAAGACUCAACGUGGUUUUGAAGGACUACACGAUUGAGUCCAGCCUGCUGCUAACUGGAACUCCGCUGCAGAACAACACAAAGGAGCUUUGGACGCUCCUGAAUCUCGUCGAUCAACCUAAGUUCAGAGACCAGAGGGGGGUUGUGGAGAAGUACGGAGACCUUCCGGUGCGGCAGCGCCACCGUGUAUUGGAUGUGCAAUGCUCUGUCCGCUUCAUGGACAAAGUUCAAAUAUUUGAUAUCAGCGCCCUUCUUCUUUUCCUGCAGCGCCUGGCGAGGGGUCCGUCCCCGGAGAUCCCUGCUCUCAACAAGAAGCUCUAUACCCAAGUGAUCCAGCCGGGUGCUAACGAGCUGAGCGAAGCGGAGGACGUGUCAGAGCUCCAAGAAGAAAUCAAGUCCUACCUGCUGCGGCGCAUGAAGGAGGACGUGGAGAAGGCGGUGCUCCCCAAGGAAGAGAUCAUCAUUGAGGUCGAACUGACGGAGAUCCAGAAGCAGUACUACCGUGCCAUCUACGACCGGAACACGACCUUCCUCCUCCAAGGGAAGAAGCAAGCGAAGGACGCCCCGAGCCUGAUGAACCUCGCCAUGCAGCUGAGGAAGUGCUACAACCACCCCUAUCUCAUCACGCGUAUUUUUUCUCGUCUACAGGAACACCUCGUAAAGCACUCUGGCAAGCUGGUUCUCCUAGACAAGCUUCUGCCGAGGCUCAAGACGCAAGGGCAUCGUGUCCUUCUGUUCAGCCAGUUCAAGGAGAUCGACAGCUUCCAGGCCCCCGAUAGCGACAUGCUGGUGAUGCUGCUCUCGACAAGGGCGGGCGGGGUCGGUAUCACUCUCACGGCCGCGGACACCUGCAUCAUCUACGACAGUGACUGGAAUCCACAGGCCAACUACCUAACAACGGAUAGCGAGAGCAGCAGCGAGGAGGAGAGUGAGGACGAAGCCUACGUACCCAACCCGCAAUCUGAGGAGGACGAAUCGAGCGGCGACGAGUUCGCCCAAGUGCCGGAGAAGGCCGUUGUGCUCAAGGGUACGCACCUUUCCUCUCUCAACGUCAACACCGAGGCGUCAAAAGAGCGCUCCCAGUCUCUGGCAGCACAGGCUUGGUGUGCGGGAGAGAGGCUGCUCGGCCCCCAUGUCCCAGUCGCCGAUGACAGCGAUGACGACCAAUCGAGCGCUGGGCCUGACCCAGCGACAACAGAGACCCCGGGGAAUCUCAACCAGGAUUCCUUCAUCGAACGAGACCCUGUCGCACCGGGAGCCGACUGUUGUUUGGGCAGGAAGAUCGACGCCGGCGUUGACUCAAGCGUUGCCAGACGUUCUCCACGCCGGGCGUCGGCACCGGGGAUGUCGCCGCCCCCGGUGGGGGCGGCAGCGGCGGCGCGACGUGCGGCGGACAACUUUAACUUGAUGGAAGACUGGGAUGAUUUUUUCCGCCGCCCGGCAGACCCUGCCCCUUCCCCUGCCCCGACCAGUGGCAAGUGCGGGGUGUGCCUGGGUACGGCCACGGACGAACAGCAGAGAGUUUUGCUCGUGUGCCGGCGGUGCCUGGUUUGCCAACAAAGGGGUCGAGACGCAAAGUCCUAUUCCAUCACCCCGGCAAAGUCCUACUCCAUGAUCGCGACGCACGAGGGCAACUUUGUGCACUACCUGUGCUUCAAGAAAGCCGUCCGGGAUGCAGAAGUCCCGUCGGACUUCGACGAAGUGCGAGGUAGGUUCCUCCCUCUUUGCGGCGCGGUUCAAGCCGCGAGAGUCCAGCGCAAGCACGAUAAGCAGUGGAAAGGGUCGGGCCCGCACAUGACCAUCCAGUGCAAGAAGCACCUCCGAGAGGUGGACGAAGCCAGGGAGAAGCAAGAGAAACUGCGACAAAAGUACAACCACGAAGACGACCAAGCUUGGGCGGCCAACAGAAAGGAAAGAGGCGGAUCCCCGGCCAAGGCUUUCAACUGGGCCAGCGCUAGCGGUUCGAGCUGGGGAGGUGAGGACGGAAGGGAAGAGUCGACUCGCCAUGGCCCUGGGCGGGGAACUGCAAGAGUAUCUUGA